GAUUACUUUUGUGUGUUGUGUUUUAUUGAAAAUAUUGUCUUGUAUUCAAAACAAUAUUAAACAUUUCUUGUUAAAAUUUAAUUAAAAUUCAUUUACUUUGUUUUUCUUUUUAGAAAUUUUAAUCAUAAAUGAGGUUAUAAUUUAUACUUCGUAUGUAAUUAACGGCCUUAAUGUAAUUAAUAUAUUAAUACCAAGCCAGCAGAGUGAACUAGCGAUCACAAAAAUGUAUCAUGUGUUAAUUGAAAAUUUUAGAGUCUUAAAAUAUAUAAAAGAAUAUUAUUUUAUUAGUUGACAAAUGACGUAUUGUUAACUUAAUAUCUGAUUACUUUUUAUGAUUAAAUUAAUAUCUUAUUGAAAAAAGUGUUCAAAGAUAAGUCUUUUUAAUAAGUUUAUCAUUGCAAAACUAAGCAUUUUUAUAAAUAAUGAUUUUAGUUAUUUUUUUACGUUUACUUUUCCAUUUAUUAUCACCCAUCUACAAACAAAUAAACAGUUAAUUUACUAUAUAACAUAUUAUGUGAAUAUGUUGCUUUAGGAGUUAAAUUUUUUAUCUUAUAAAAUAAAUUUUAUUAAUCAUUAUAAAAAAAUAUUUUCUUGAUAACCGUGUAAAAAUUUAAUUGUAAAAUCCUCAGAUAAAUGAUCAAUAUUCAAAAUGUUAUGUUCCUCAGCUCGAAUGAGACAAAAUUUUUAUCUUAUUUUUGGUAUUACAAUUGGUUUAAUUUUUAGUCUUAUUGUUGGACCAUUGUUUGAAGCAAGUUGCUUAUUUACUGUGUCAAUUCUUAAGAGUAAUUCUAUCUCUAUUAUCAAUGAUGAAUAUGAGCCUCGUAUUAAUCUAGCUGGCAAACCUCAACGAGCCCAAAAAGCUCCACAAACUUUAUUACGACCAAGAUAUUAUUCAACUGAACUAGGGAUUCGAGAAAAGUUAUUUAUUGGUGUCCUGGCUAGUCAGACUACUGUUGAUGGAUUAGCAGUUGCUGUUAACAAAACUGUGACUCAUUGGGUUGAUAAAAUUGUUUUUUUUGUUGAUGCAACAGCUGAACACAAGAUCAAUGUCUCUCGUAUGAAAAUACCUAGUAUAGUUGGUUUUACUGAUAGUAGGACUGUUCUAAAGCCUUUUCAUAUGAUUAAAUAUAUUGUUGAUAACUAUUUGGAUGAAUAUGAUUUCUUCAUGUUGAUGAGGGAUAAUACUUAUUUAAAAGCUGAUAAAUUAAUGGAUUUGGUAAAGCAUGUUAGUGUUAGUGAAGAUGUUUAUGCCAGUGGAACUGUUAUUGGUACUAAUUAUUGCUCAUUAGAUGCUGGAAUUCUCUUAAGUAACUCGGUAAUUCAUAAAUUGAUACCUAAUGUUGAUUGGUGUGUAAAAAAUGCAUAUUCAAAUUCUGAUGAUGACAAUUUUGGACGAUGUGUUCUACAUACAUUAAAUUUGCCCUGUCAAACAUCAAUUCAGAACCAUGUUGUAAAUAGCUACCAUUUAUGGGAAGCAAGUGAUUUGAAACGCAUAAUUGAUCAACCUGACCAACAAAGAAGUUUUGAACAAGCACUGACUAUUUAUCCUAUGUUGAAUGCAGACGAUAUGUACAAAAUCCAUUUAGCUUUUUGUAAAAUGCAUUUAGAUAAAGCUAAUAUAAAUAUUAAAGAAUUAAGAAAAUCUAUUGUUACUGAAUCAAUUUUAGAACCUCCAGGUUUUGGAAAGGUGUCAUGGCCAGUAGGGAGUCAACCUGGAAAUACACCAAUCUCACGUUUUGAUGUAUUAAAAUGGGAUUAUUUCUCCGAAACACAUUUAUAUUUGGACUCUAGACUCAGUAACGUUAGAUUGUUGAACAAAGCUGAAUAUAGUGAUAUACAAAAUGUUUUGAAUACUAGUAUUGAGCAUUUAGUUAUAAAAUAUUCAGGCAAAUUAAGAUUUGAUCAAAUGGUCAAUGGAUAUAAAAAAUUUGAUCCUUCUAGAGGGUUAGAUUAUAUAUUAGAUUUGAAUUUUUGGGAUUUAUUAGAAAAUAAAUUAGUACAAAAACGAGUUGAAAUUAGCAAAACUCUAGGUAAAGUUGAAAUGUUACCUGUUCCAUAUGUUACAGAAAACACACGUAUUCAUAUUCUUUUACCAGUACAUUCAUAUGAAAAAGAUGAUGCAUUUCAGUUUUUGAAACAGUAUAAACAAGUUUGUGUGGAUAAAAAAGAAAAAACUAUGUUAAUGUUUGUUUUGUUAUAUGAUUCUAAUUCACCUGGAAAGGGAACAGCUGAUGAUGUUUUUAAAAUAUUAAAAGAUGAAGCCACUUUGUUAAGCAAUGCUCAUAAGAAAGAUGGUACAAAAGUGGCAUGGCUUUCGGUAAGAGUACCUAAUACAAAAAUGGUUGUUCUCAAAGAUGCAUUAUUAGACUUUGCAGUAAUUGAUUUAGCUAUUAAAAAGUUUCCGAGUGAUGCACUUAUGAUGUUAGCACGGCCAAAAAUGGAAAUCAGACAAGAUUACCUAAACAGAGUAAGAAUGAAUACAAUAAUGGAAUGGCAGAUUUUUAGUCCUAUACCAUUUUCUGAGUAUGAUCCUACUAUCAUGACCCAACCAAGAUUAUUAAUGAACUUAGAUAUCAAUAAAAUGUAUGGCCAUUUUGAUCCAUUAAAUUAUGAACAUUUAUCUUUUUAUGCCAAAGAUUAUGUUACUGCCCGUAAGCGUGCUGAAUCAAUAGUUCCAAUAGUCCGUGUUGAUCGUGACAUUCACCGUUUAGUAUCAGAAUUCACCAGUCAAUCUUUUAUGUCUGUUAAUAUUACUUCUCCUUCAGUGUUUGCUAUGUUUGUUUUAUACAGCGAGUGUCAUAUGUUUAGAGCUGUGGAAUCAGGAUUACGUUUAAGAAAUAAACAAAAACUAUGUGAAUUAUAUGAAAAUUCUAUUGUAGAUCAUGUGAGUGCUACAUUGUAUGGAGAUUGUUUAAGAUCUAGAAAUCGCAAUUCUGGUUCCAAAGGAAAUUUAGCCAAACUAGUAUUAGAUUUUCAAAAUGAAACAUAAUGUAACAGUUUAUUAAAGUUAAUUAUAAAAAAAUGUUUCUUUUAUUUUGUUAACAUUGUUAAUUGUAUUUUUCUAUUCACUAAUACUUUAAAAAAUAAAACUUUAUUAAAGUAUAUAAACUGAUAUAUGCAAAUUGUUGAUGUUAAGAAUAUAUAUGUCAUAAAAUAUAAGAUUUUAAUUAUUAA
This is a messenger RNA of Daktulosphaira vitifoliae (grape phylloxera), 3174 nucleotides long. It is a transcript of the gene Chpf, whose product is annotated as chondroitin sulfate synthase 2. The transcript is spliced from 9 exons. Gene Ontology annotation, molecular function: glucuronosyl-N-acetylgalactosaminyl-proteoglycan 4-beta-N-acetylgalactosaminyltransferase activity. The coding region runs from base 650 to 2989 and encodes 779 amino acids. The record is from RefSeq and is a predicted model, not a curated record. Gene Ontology annotation, cellular component: Golgi cisterna membrane. NCBI's taxonomy places the organism in Eukaryota, Metazoa, Arthropoda, Insecta, Hemiptera, Phylloxeridae.